Apodemus sylvaticus (European woodmouse) is the source of this 2448-nucleotide messenger RNA. RefSeq names its product acrosin binding protein (gene Acrbp). The transcript has 10 exons. The record is from RefSeq and is a predicted model, not a curated record. The coding region runs from base 642 to 2258 and encodes 538 amino acids. Lineage: Eukaryota; Metazoa; Chordata; Mammalia; Rodentia; Muridae. Gene Ontology annotation, cellular component: nucleus; acrosomal vesicle.
AUCUCCCAGUGAGUUGUGUUGGUCCCCUCCCUCUUGAACCAGUAUUUCUUGGACCACUGAACCAUCCUUCCGGGCGCGCGUGCUCUCCUAGGUCAGGCUGCGAUCAUUUUCACUUUGGGCCUGUUUCCUACCUAAGAGGCGUCCUCCCUAGUUCUUCCCGCUCCCCGCCUUCAUUUCAGACGUCCAGCUCAGCUGCCCACAGUGCGGCCCAUACUCAACAGCCAGGUCUCCACAAAGCCGCGGACGUUGCUUCACGAAGCCCACCAUCUUUAUCUGAAGAAGGGGUGAUAUGAUAGUACACACCUCCUGGGUCCAGGGGUUAAGGGCAGGAAGUAGCACGCAGAUCCCGGGGACACAGCUCUGUGGCAGGAGAAGCAGGAUUUUAGGUUCAUUUCCUGGCAGCGCAAAAAUAAAUUCGGAGAAAGCUGUACCGAGCAGUGGAGGUCCUGCGCUGUCGGUCCAGACGGACUGGAGGGGCUUCUGUAGCCUGGGGCUCAGAGCUCACCUCGUGGCCCGGCCCCGCCCUCACCUUUUGUGACGUAGCAGCCGCGCCUCCUGCCUUCGCGCUUGCAGCCCGAGACCCACGCUUGGCCCGUUGGAGGUCGCUUUGUUGUGAAAACGCGGGUGGAUCUUCCCAGGCCAUGAUGAAACUAGCUGCUGGCUUCCUUCUGAUGCUUCUGGAAGUGCUGCUCCUGCCUGAAACACCUAUUUCAGCCGAGGAACCUCCACCCACCACUCCAGGCAGCCCUCUCUCAUCCACUGAAUAUGAACGCUUCUUCGCCCUGCUGACCCCGACCUGGAAGGCAGAGACCACAUGCCGCCUCCGCGCUACCCAUGGCUGCCGAAACCCCACGCUGGUUCAGUUGGAUCAGUAUGAAAACCACGGAUUGGUACCAGAUGGUGCUGUCUGCUCUGAUCUGCCAUAUGCUUCCUGGUUUGAGUCCUUCUGCCAGUUCACUCAGUAUCGUUGCGCCAACCAUGUCUACUAUGCCAAGAGGAUCCGGUGCUCCCAGCCAGUCUCCAUCCUGUCCCCCAACUCGCUCAAGGAGGCCGAGCCCUCAGCAGAAGCUCCUCCCAUGUCCGUGACCACCUCCAUUUCAUCCCAUGCCACAGCCACAGAGCGCCAGGCCUUCCAGCCCUGGCCCGAGCGGCUCAACAACAACGUGGAGGAACUCCUCCAGUCGUCCUUGUCUCUGGGGGGCAAGGAGCAGCAGGGCGGUCGGAGGACAGGCCAGGAGCAGCGCAAGCAGGAGCAGAUGCAAGAACAUAAGCUAGAAGAAGCACAGGAGCAGGAAGAGGAGGAAGAGGAGGAGGAGGAGGAAGCGAAGCAGGAAGAGGGGCAGGGGACAGAGGAGAGUAUGGAGUCGGUGUCCAGGCUGCAGGCAGUCUCGGAGCCCAAGUUCCAAUCCCAGUCACUGUCUUCCAACCCCUCCUUCUUCACUCCCCGGGUCCGGGAGGUGGAGUCUGCUCCGUUGAUGAUGGAGAAUAUCCAGGAGCUCAUUCGGUCCGCCCAAGAGAUGGAUGACAACGAACUGUACGAUGACUCGUGGAGAAGCCGAAGCUCUGGCAGCCUCCAGCAGCUGCCCCACACGGAGAGCCUGAUGGUGCUAUGCUAUUCCAUUAUGGAGAAUACCUGCACCAUGACUCCCACAGCCAAGGCCUGGAGCUACAUGGAGGAGGAGAUCCUUGGCUUCGGGGAUUCGGUCUGUGACAACCUCGGCCGGCGACACACAGCUGCCUGUCCCCUCUGUGCAUUCUGCUCCCUGAAGCUGGAGCAGUGCCACAGCGAAGCCAGUGUGCUGCGCCAGCAGUGCGGCGCCUCCCACAAGAUACCCUUCAUCAGCCCCCUGCUGUCAGCCCAGAGCAUCUCCACGGGCAACCAGGCGAGGGUCCCAAAUAGAGGUCGCUACGCUGGCCUAGAAAUGUACGGAGGGCUCAGCGCAGAGUUCUGGUGUAACCGGCUCGCCAUGAAGGGCUGUGAAGAUGACCGCGUCUCCAACUGGCUCAAGGCUGAGUUCCUCAGCUUCCAGGAUGGGGAUCUCCCCACGAAGAUUUGUGACACAAACUAUGUCCAGUACCCAAACUACUGUUCCUUCAAAAGCCAACAGUGCCUGUUGAAAAACCAGAACAGAAAGAUGUCCCGCAUGAGGUGUAUGCUGAACGAGAAGUACAACGUGCUGAGCCCGGCUAAGAGCGAGGAGGUGAUACUUCGAUGGAGUCAAGAGUUUAACACUUUGGCUAUAGGCCAGUUUGGAUGAACUGAGGUCUGUGCUGCCUCACCCCAGCCCUACCUGUCCGCUUUCUCCAUCGCUCGCAGACUACCUCUGUCAGUUGGCUUCCAGGCGCCCCUCACGGGCCUCCUACCCGGCCCUUCCUUGCAUUUUCUUUGGGUUGGGAGAACAGUCCCAGAGAGGUGCAUGAUGGGAGCUCCGCAUGCCUUGAAGAAUA